AUGGAGCAUUCUCUAAGCACCCUCUUAGCACAGAAUGAUAAUGUUGGCCAUGAGCAAGCCAUCUACUACCUGAGUAGGAUCUUGCAGGGAGCCGAGCACCGAUACCCCAUGGUUGAAAAAGAAUGUCUGGCCCUAGUGUUCGCAAUUCAGAAAACGCGACACUACUUGGUCGGUCAAACCAUUCAUGUCAUCUCUCGGAUGAAUCUCAUCCGAGUCUUCAUGACACAGCCCGGGUCCUUGAACUGGCACGUGAUGCGAUGGGCACUCUUGCUUUCUCAAUACAACAUCUAUUUCAUGUCGCAGAAGUCUAUCAAAGGACAAGCGAUCUGCGAUCUCAUAGCCAAACCAUGUACCAAUAAUGUGACUGAGUACAAUGCAUUGCUCAUUGGACUCGACUUCGCCAAGGAAUUUGGGGCAAAGCAUCUUGAAGCUUUCGGUGAUUCUCAACUCAUCGUAAGACAGAUGAUGGGAGAAUAUGAAGUCAGAAAUGACGACUUGAUCCCAUGUCACCAAGCGACCAUCAAGCUAGCCGAAUCAUUUGACAUCUUCCACAUCGAGCACGUGCUCUGUUCUAAGAACACACAUGCAGAUGCAUUAGCGUCAUUGGCAGCUAACCUAGCCCACGCCAAGGAAUUUGGGGCAAAGCAUCUUGAAGCUUUCGGUGAUUCUCAACUCAUCGUAAGACAGAUGAUGGGAGAAUAUGAAGUCAGAAAUGACGACUUGAUCCCAUGUCACCAAGCGACCAUCAAGCUAGCCGAAUCAUUUGACAUCUUCCACAUCGAGCACGUGCUCUGUUCUAAGAACACACAUGCAGAUGCAUUAGCGUCAUUGGCAGCUAACCUAGCCCAGCCGCUGGGGACAAGCCAACAAGUCAUCGUCGCAAGCUGA
Messenger RNA from Asparagus officinalis (garden asparagus), 888 nucleotides. RefSeq lists its product as uncharacterized. Gene Ontology annotation, molecular function: nucleic acid binding; RNA-DNA hybrid ribonuclease activity. The transcript has 2 exons. Bases 1 to 888 code for a protein of 295 amino acids. Lineage: Eukaryota; Viridiplantae; Streptophyta; Magnoliopsida; Asparagales; Asparagaceae. The record is from RefSeq and is a predicted model, not a curated record.